This is a messenger RNA of Myotis daubentonii (Daubenton's bat), 2457 nucleotides long. RefSeq names its product lymphocyte cytosolic protein 2 (gene LCP2). Gene Ontology annotation, biological process: cell surface receptor protein tyrosine kinase signaling pathway; intracellular signal transduction. NCBI's taxonomy places the organism in Eukaryota, Metazoa, Chordata, Mammalia, Chiroptera, Vespertilionidae. Gene Ontology annotation, molecular function: protein binding. The record is from RefSeq and is a predicted model, not a curated record.
AAAGGAAACUUGCUGAGUCGUUUUCUGAGAAGAGACCAUAUUUGUUCGCGGAGGAAGCGUUGCUUUCUGGGAUCUGGCUACGGCAGAAAAGACGUUGGCUCCAACAAGGCUGCUCCAGAGGGUAACCGGGUGUGGGAAGAACCAAGGACACCCCCACGCUCUGGAUUGGGGUUCUCUGUCCAUGGGUGCCGCACCCAUGCUCAGCUUGUGAGCGUCCUCCCCGGAGAGCAGCCAUGGCCUUGAGAAAUGUGCCCUUCCGCUCUGAGGUCCUGGCCUGGGACCCCGACAGCCUCGCCGACUAUUUCAGGAAGCUGAACUACAAGGACUGUGAAAAGGCCGUGAAGAAGCAUCACAUCGAUGGGCCACGGUUUUUGAACCUGACAGAAAAUGACAUUCAGAAGUUCCCUAAGCUCCGGGUGCCGAUUCUCAGUAAGUUAAGUCAGGAAAUCAACAAGAAUGAGGAGAGGAGGAGCAUCUUCGCACCUCGCAAACCCCAAGUCCAUCGGUUUCCUGAGGAAAUAGAAAGCCACGAGGAGGAGAAUGGAGGCUGGUCGUCCUUUGAAGAAGACGACUACGAGAGUCCCAAUGACGAUCAGGAUGCGGAGGAUGAUGGCGACUAUGAGUCCCCCAACGAGGAGGACCAGGCGCCCCUGGAAGACGACGCCGACUACGAGCCGCCGCCCUCCAAUGACGAGGAAGCCCUGCAGAACUCCAUCCUGCCUGCCAAGCCGUUCUCCAACUCCAACUCCAUGUACAUCGACCGGCCCCUCUCCGGGAAAUCCCCCCAGCAGCCGCCCGUGCCGCCCCAGAGACCGAUGGCUGCCCUCCCUCCCCCACCAGCCGGCCGGAGCCACACGCCACUCCCCACACCCCAGCCCAACCACGAAGAGCCUAGCAGAAGUAGAACUCCCAAAACAGCAAAGCUCCCGGCCCCUUCGAUAGACAGAAGCACCAAGCCCACCCUCGACCGUUCCUUAGCUCCAUUUGACAGAGAGCCCCUCACACUAGGAAAGAAACCGGUGUUUUCUGACAAGCCCCCGACCCCAGCAGGAAGGCCUCUUGGGGACCAUUUACCCAAGAUACCAAAGCCUCCUUUACCCCCGACCGCGGAAAGACACGACAGGAGUAGCCCCCUGCCCGGGAAGAAGCCACCUGUGCCCAAGCAUGCACGGGCACCAGACAGAAGAGAGAAUGUAAGUACACAAUUGCAUCAAAGACCUUUGCCCCAGCCAACACUGCUCCCCAUGAGCUCCAACACUUUCCCUUCAAGAUCCAACAAGCCAUCGCCCAAGCCCUCCCUCCCAUCAUCACACAUGUUCGGAGCAUUCUCAGAGAGCAGCAGCAGCUUCCCGCAGAGCGCCUCCCUGCCGCCGUACUUCUCUCAAGGUCCUGGCAACAGACCACCGCUCAGGUCGGAAGGCAGGAACUUUUCCUUGCCGGUUCCAACCAAACCCCGGCCACCAUCCCCUGGGGAAGAAGAGAAUUCAUUAAGUGAAGAGUGGUACGUUUCUUAUAUUACCCGACCGGAGGCAGAAGCUGCUCUUAGAAGGAUAAACCAGGAUGGCACUUUCCUGGUUAGAGACAGCUCAAAGAAAACACCAAGCAAUCCGUACGUCCUCAUGGUGUUAUACAAAGACAAGGUCUACAACGUCCAGAUCCGUUACGUGGAGGAAAGCCACGUUUACAUGCUGGGAACUGGGCUCCGAGGGAAGGAGGACUUUCAGUCUGUGUCAGCUAUUAUCGACUACUUCCGGAAAAUGCCGCUCCUGCUCAUCGAUGGGAAGAACCGAGGCUCCAGAUACCAGUGCACGUUGACCCAUUCGGCAGGUUGCCCGUAGCACGUUAGCCGAGCAGGCGAACCUUCCCUGACUGUUGCCGGUGCAGAUCAGCCAACCUGGGUGGCUGCACAAACACUCAGGACUGAAUCGAACCCCUCAGCAUGAACACGAGGGUCUGGUCCUUUCGCUUAACAAAGGUUUGGAAUGAAGACUGUCACGUGUCCCAUAAUUUAUUUAUUCUUCUUCAGUGUUUGUGAAGUGCAUGAGUGAUAAUGUGCACACUGGCACUGUAGUCGUGCACUGUAAUGAUCUGUGCAAAUAAUGUGCAUUUUUGAUACCUGUUUCAAAGUACAGUAGUUUCCACAGCUACAAAAAUAACUUGGGGCAAGUUUCAAAACAUUUAAACAAUAAUAGCUUUUGUUAUCACAUGAAACUGAUUUUUUGAUAGCCAAACCUUGUCCAUCAGUGGCAAUCAUGAGUUUUUAUAUGUAUACUAUAGUAAUUUGAAAAUUACUAAAAUUAACUUUCUUAGCAGCAAUAAUUUAAAAGGCUUCAAAAAUAUUUCAUCCUUUCUUGGUGUUUCUUUUUGUUGGGGGGAUUUUUGUAUACUUUUUUAUGAAAAGAUAAAUGCAUGUUGGAGUAACUUCCUGGAAUUAAAAUUAAUUUGCCUUUUGCUUUA